Diorhabda carinulata is the source of this 5317-nucleotide messenger RNA. Its product is annotated as lachesin-like. Gene Ontology annotation, cellular component: neuron projection. The record is from RefSeq and is a predicted model, not a curated record. The transcript is spliced from 10 exons. NCBI's taxonomy places the organism in Eukaryota, Metazoa, Arthropoda, Insecta, Coleoptera, Chrysomelidae. Bases 224 to 1573 code for a protein of 449 amino acids.
AAACAUGUCAUUUUGGAAAGAUCAUAGCCUACCUUAAUUACGUCUAUAAAUUAUAACAAUUUCUUCUUAACCAAUCAGAUUUUUAGAAAUUUAUUGGUUUCAAGUAAUUAUAAUUAUAACUAGUAAUUAUAACAUUUUAGUAGUGUCAAUAAGUGCAGUUAGAGUGUUAGUGUUAAUUAUUGGUUAUUACUUUGAUUAAACCGAAACGAAAAAUGUAAGAAGGAUGAUCCUUGUUAAGACUCGAGUCUUAUCUUCCCAGUUGGUGAUUGCGUGGUUGCUGCUGGUAGCUGCAUUGUGUUCAUUUCUCGAGAAUACAGCAGCUUACCAACCGGAAUUCGCCGAGCCCAUAGUCAAUAUUUCAGUUCCUCUAGGAAGAGAUGCUACAUUUCGUUGUUUGGUACAUCAUCUAGGAGGAUACAGGGUGGGAUGGGUGAAAGCGGACACUAAGGCUAUCCAAGCCAUCCACGAUCACGUCAUAACUCAUAAUCCUAGAGUCAGUGUGUCGCACAAUGAUCAUAUUACGUGGAAUCUGCAUAUAAAGAAUGUCCAAGAAGAAGAUGGUGGACAAUAUAUGUGCCAGAUCAAUACGGAUCCAAUGAAAAGUCAGGUCGGGUACCUUGACGUAGCCGUACCUCCCGAUUUUAUUCCAAAAGAUACCUCCGGGGACGUUAUGGUCCCCGAAGGAGGAACUGUUAAGUUGACUUGUAGAGCCCGGGGACAUCCGGAUCCCCAUGUGCAGUGGCGGCGAGAAGACGGUCACGAUAUUGUUAUUAAGGAGCCUACAGGACUCAAAACAUCAGUAUCAUCUUAUCAAGGAGAAGUAUUGAUAUUAUGGAAAAUAUCUCGUACUGAAAUGGGCGCCUACAUGUGUAUCGCUUCAAAUGGGGUUCCACCGACAGUUAGCAAAAGGAUUAUGGUCAAUGUUCACUUUCACCCUGUAAUCCACGUACCGAACCAACUUGUUGGGGCGCCAUUAGGCACAGACGUUACUUUGGAAUGUAACGUCGAAGCUUAUCCGAAAUCCAUCAACUACUGGGUUCGAGAUACAGGCGAAAUGGUAAUUUCGAGUUCUAAAUUCGACGUGCAGGUAUCCAGCAAGUCCCCGUUUCACGUGAAAAUGAGUGUGAUCGUAAGAAAUCUACAAAGAGAAGACGCCGGCUCGUAUCGCUGUAUAGCCAAGAACUCCCUGGGAGAAGUCGAAAGUAAUAUUAGAUUAUACGAAAUACCAGGACCAACGAAAGGCUUUAGUUUAUCCAUCGACGAAGACGAUUAUAACGAACAAUUCGGAUCGGCCGAAAAAGAUCAAGAAGAAGAUAAUAUAUCGAAUAACCUUCUGGAAAAAUCCACAUUUCAACAUUCAACUGUCGAAACACCAUCCAGAGCCAACUACGUCGAUAACCAGAACGUGGCGAUUAUAGACGAGCCGAAUUCGUCCUCUUCUUCAUCAUCACGUUUUUCCGGUCGAAUUAUGGCGCGGUCAAUAGGAUAUUUCAUAUUAACGGUAGGAUUCUUUGAUGUUAUAGCUCCAGAAAUCGAAGUUCUAUUUUCCUCUAUAAUAGCGACAACGAUUUGACGAUCGACAGUUAACAAGAGGUUUUUCUAGUGACAAUAAUGUUCCUUUUUAUACAUUGUGUUUGUAACACUUUAUAUUACUGCCGAAAGUAAUUAACAGUAAUAGUUGUAACAUUGUCAUACUACACUCGUGAGCAAAAAAAUCGACUCGAGUCGCACGCUAGCGGCCCUAAUAACAAUCCCCGAUGCUAUAAAAUUUUUAUCAUCCCUCACCCACCGCCAGUUUCAAUAAAAACCAACUCGGUGUUUGUCUCCAUUGUAAUUUCCGACUUAUCAUCAGCACUCUGGCUAUUUUUCGCUGAAUCUGACCUUGUCGCACUAGGAUGACGACUUGAACGGCUUUAUCACACAGAACAUACCCUAAGAAGAAACCCAAACUCAGUCGUUAAUCAGUGGAAAAAACAAGGAGGAUUUUCGAUGUCAGUGCCCUCGAUGGUACGUGGCAGAACUAAAUUUGAGCCAGUUCAUAAUAAUAAUAAUAAUAAAUAGGAUAUUUGUGUUCAGUUUUUUUUCCAAUGCGAUUGCAGAAGUGUCGCCUGAGUCGAUUUUUUUUGCUCAAGUGUGUAUAUACAAGGUGUCAAAAAGAUUUCGUUAUUUGUACAGUUAAUUACUUCUAGUAGUGAUUUAUACGUUUUUUGUUUGUCUUGUAUUUUAUUUUUAUCUGAUACGUGAUCAAUAAAUAUUUUAAAACUUCAAUUUUUACCUCUUUUUGAAAUUUUAAAUCAUUUUUCACCUAGAGUAUCCCAUAAUAACUAUUUUUCGCAUAAGAGUAGAGACGCAUAGGAGAGCUCAAAAUAUAACGAUUGGGGGACAAUCUCUGGGGAGUUAUAGUGCUUCAAGGUCCAAAGACCAAAAAUUUCCAACAAUGGAGAGUUUUCUUUUGAAACACUCUGUAUGAUAUAUGCAUAUCAUUUUUCAUUGAUUGCGAUAAAAAAUGUAAAUUCAGUCACUGAAGAUGAUAAUUUGGUAAUGGAAACAAGGAAAUUGAGUGUUGGUGUAGUAUAGUAAAUUCCAACUGAAAUUAUGGAGAUUUCUGCACAAUUUUUUAAUUUGGAAGAAGCGAAACCCCAAAAUUACCAGAAAUUAAGCCUGACGAUUUUUUGUUUAGGAGAUUGUUAACUUUUAUACUGCAAUGACAAAUUUAGGGUGAUUUUAACACACAAAAAUCAUUGAAAAUCAUCAUUUUAAAUCUGUUAAUCAAAUUUAUGGCUUUAGAAUCCGAUGCGUCAUAAUAAAUUGUUUAUUAUUUAUAUUUAUUGGUCACGUCAAUGUAUUAUGGGAAAGUGUAUGGUAAUAUAGAGGAUUCUAGUUAAUGAUACCAUAUUUGUUCGAUGCCUUAUUCAAUAUUCUCAUAGAUUGUUAGAUUUCUAUAUAUUUUUUUUAAAUUGAAAUUUUGUUUUAAUAUAUUGUAAAUGUUUUUGAAAAUAUAUAAAUCUUAAUUUUGGAAAAACUAUAAACGUAAUAGAGAAAAACCUCAAAUCCAAGUUUAUACGAGGGUAGUCUAGAAAGUUUCGAAUGAACAAAGAAAGAAGUUUCAAAACAAUAAAAUUCCAAACAAUUUUUUUUCACGUUUUCUUUAAAUAUAUAUUUCAAAUAAUAGUUUGAUUAUCGAAAAACUCUUUUCUGCAAGUGAAAUUUGAUUAAAAAAAUCACUGGGAACUAGAUCUGGUAAAUACGGUGGGUGGUGAGACGAAAAUGAAUUUUAGUUAUGGCAAUCACCAAAAAAUGAGAUGGUACGUUCCCCUGAAGAGAAACAAGUUUUACAGUUUCGAAAAAUUCCUGCAAAGCAAUAUCACAGAGACCUCAAUUCGACUGCAUCACUUUGCUGCAAACCAGAAACGAACCAAGGAGCUCGCAGCACACCAGGAGCUGACAGUUUCCUAGAGGAAGUCAUACGUGACAUGGCAUAAACAUGACGUCGAGGCGACGAGAUUUUGGAAUGAGACUGGUGGCAUUCUGCAGCACACCAGAAACUUGGUAAUUAUCCUCCCGUUCCUUUCAGGAACCUCAGGAUGUUAUUUGGUUCUAGCUGCUGAAGGUCUUUAUUUUCCCUUAAUUUUAGCGUGUCCUGGAACCAAUUGGAGAGUUUUUCGUAACUCAUUUAACUCGUCUAAAGAUUCCAAAACCAGUUUGAAUGGCUCCUUGACUAUCGUACAAGAUGGUAAUGUGAAUAGAAGCAAAUUUAACUACGAAAAAUUCCAAGGGCGUAAAAUUCUUUAUACACAGGAUAUAAUUAAUAAUUAAAUAUCGUGGAUAUUUGAAAAGACAACGCCGUACGACAGGUGUCGAGAAAUUUUUAAAAAACUUUCGUAUAUUCGAUUGUACUGAAACAUAGAUGUGAACGCUUCAGUAAUUAUGUAAAAAAAUAUAUAAAAACUUCCCCUCCUCGUGUACAUACUGUUACGAAAUCACUAGUUAUUGUAAAUUUUGAUUAUUCAGUUUGUAAAUAUUUAUAUUAAACAGCUUUUAAUGAAUGUACUCAAUUUGUUUUACCUAUAAUGAUUCGAUGAAAUUAUCUCGUAAAAUAAAAUCGAAAAUUUAGAUUUAGUUAACAACGAGAUAUACCCAUAAAGUAAAUUCAUUUUGAUUAUUUACGAUCCAAACAUUUACUGAAAAUAAAUAUCUCUUGUUUCGAUGAAAAUACAAAUAUAGGGUGUUCUAUUAAGUCUGAUUAUUAAUUAAAAUUGUUUUUCUUACAAUAUUUAUGCAACACCCUGUAUAUGUAGUUGUUUAAAUAUUGCAAUAUAUUCUCAAUGAUUUAUAUAGACCAUUUCAAUAAAAAUUAUACGCACUGUAUAAAAAUCUGAAUACGCCACUUUCAUUAAAAAAAAAAUAAUUAUAUAAAGUAGGGUGACCGCUCUCCCAAUUGUUUCCAAAUGUGCGUGAAUGUUUGAAUUAUUUUAAACACAUCAUUCUAUUGGGGUAAUAUUUACCUAAAUUUUCCACCGUUUUUUUUGAUUGUUUUCUAUUUGAGGAUUAAGUUUCUGAAAAGCUCAGAAAUUAGAUAAGAAAAGAGAAAGACGACUCAAAAAUUUUCAUGAAAAAAAAAGUUCAACAGAACUGGAAACCCUGAGUUACUUAGUACAGUCAAGGGAGACUUUUUUUCAGUUUUAGUCCGAGCCUGGCACUAAGACAAGUUGGAUCUUGCACCAUAAUAAUACUCCGGUGAAUUGUACAAGAAUUUUUGACAUCCCAAAUCUCCUAAAAUGGUGUCAAAUCUCGAGAAAACUCACUUACUUUUAAUCAGAGAAAAUCAUGUUAAUUUUGCGUUUUCGAUGUUGCCUAAUCCAUUUAUCGACCUCGCAGAUGUCAAAAACUUAAUUUGUUGUUUUUUUUACAAUUGAUUUUUAAAAUAAAAUCGCAUUUUGUACAAAAAUAUCUUUUUCCGAGUCAUCGUACAAUUAACAGACCAUAACCUAACUUAUAGGUCCGCUCCUCGAUCUGUUGUACGUCUUUUCCUUCUCUAUCUAAUCUUCCAUUCUCCCAAAAAUUGUUACCCCAAUAAAAUUUUUUUUCAAAUUUAUCAAUCCAUUUCAAAGAGUAGUUGAACUUGAGACUUCGAUAAAUGGAUUCCACGAAUAAGCAAGGAUAAACUAAUGUGUAUUCGCAGUUAUUUACAUACAGGGUGGAUAAUUUUCAUGAAUAUUUAUUAUAUUGUUUCUAAUUUGAGUUGAAAAUACACGUGAUUUUAUUUGUUUAUAAUAAUAAAUGUUUUGACUGAAAUAAUAAUUAUUUAUUGUUAAAA